AUGGCUCAUACCUAUAGUCCCAACACUCAAGAGACUGAGAAGCAGAAUGGUCCCAGUCUCUUGGUAGCACCCAGUUUCCUGACUUGGACCUCUCUUCAGGAUAGGAAGAGAGAUUGCUCCUCAGAGUCUGGGGAGCAGUUGCAGGAGGACCCGGGGAGUUCCAUCUAUGGAGGCCCUAGGCUGCUGCCCUCCGUCCUGCUGCAGUUGCCUGCCCAGGAGCAGAAAGAUGCCUCCUCUUCAGAAUCAGAGUUAGAACAGGAGGAUCACCAGGGGGCUGCUGCCUCAGACCCGAAGAAAAGCCCCAGUCUCUCACCUCCAUCCUUUCAUCACAAGAGGAAGUGGGAGUGCUCAUCAGAGGCCCCAGAAGAAGAGAAAAGAGGAGGGCCCUGGUGCUCUGAUGUAGCCCUUCAGAAAGAUAUCAGGCUCCCCCCUCGCAAGAGGUGGAGAGAGUAUCUUUCCCUGAUGGAAAAGGAGCAGCAAGAAUCAUCACAAAGGCUAUGCCCUGGGCCUUUUACUCACAUGAGUGUCAUGGAGAAGAAGGCCUGUGGUCUCAAGAAGAAGAUGAAGAGGAAGCACCUGUUCUCGGUGCUGCCUGAGCACCACGCUGCCUUCACCAGGCUGCUGGAGGAUCCAGUCAUCAAGAAAUUCCUGGCCUGGGACAAAGACCUGAGAGCUUCUGACAAGAACCUCCUGGCCAUGGUCAUCGCCUACUUCAGCAGGGCCAGCCUCUUCCCCUGCCAGUACCGGAGGAUCCACUUCUUCUUAGCACUAUACCUGGCCAAUGACAUGGAGGAAGAUGACCAAGAUCAGAAACUAGGCAUCUUACUGUUUCUCUAUGACUGGACUUUCAAAAAGAUUGCCCAGUUUCAGAAGCUACGCUACCAGUUCAUCUGUUGCAUAGGCUGGCACCUCAGGGUGACAAAAGAGGAGUGUGAGGAGAUCCAAGCUUAUGAUCCUGCGCUCUGGGUGUGGGGCCGAGAUCGCACCCUUAUUCAGGGGACCCUGAAGCCCUGA
Messenger RNA from Octodon degus (degu), 1014 nucleotides. Its product is annotated as speedy protein E4-like. The transcript is spliced from 6 exons. Gene Ontology annotation, biological process: positive regulation of cyclin-dependent protein serine/threonine kinase activity. Gene Ontology annotation, molecular function: protein kinase binding. The record is from RefSeq and is a predicted model, not a curated record. NCBI's taxonomy places the organism in Eukaryota, Metazoa, Chordata, Mammalia, Rodentia, Octodontidae. Bases 1 to 1014 code for a protein of 337 amino acids.